This is a messenger RNA of Hippopotamus amphibius kiboko, 3116 nucleotides long. RefSeq names its product CDC42 effector protein 4 (gene CDC42EP4). Bases 501 to 1556 code for a protein of 351 amino acids. The transcript has 2 exons. NCBI's taxonomy places the organism in Eukaryota, Metazoa, Chordata, Mammalia, Artiodactyla, Hippopotamidae. The record is from RefSeq and is a predicted model, not a curated record.
GUGCAUUAUUUGUUGCUAGUAGCUGGUCCCCCAAAUUCCUAAGUUCACUAACCUACAUCCUAGGGAGGAAUGGGGGGGCUUUCUCUUUUCCCACCUCCACCUCAUCCACCGUAUUGAACUGAAAUCGGAAAGAGCUGAAGUCCUGUCUAAGAAAUUCCAGGCUCUUCCUCCUAUAUCCGUAAAAGGUUAAAAGGUAAAGAAGAGAGAAGGGAAGGCAGAUGGGAAAAGAGACCAAGUCUCGGGGCUGCUUGAUCCCACUACUGGUCUGGACCACAAUCUAGCUGGGCUUUGGAAGCCCAGAGGACACCCCUCUGCCCUGCAAUAGUUCAUCCUGGGACCCUCAAGGACGUGGAAAGCCUGGGAGCCUUUUGGAUUAGGUGUCCUCAGGUGACACGGAAGCCCUAUGAGCUCCUCCUCAUCACCCCCUCCACCCGCUGGCCUCCAGACCUGACCCCAGGUCCGCCUGCCGUCUCGGGAGGCCCCCCCCCGCCCCCGGCAAGAUGCCCAUCCUCAAGCAGCUGGUGUCCAGCUCCGUGCACUCCAAGCGCCGCUCCCGGGUGGACCUCACGGCCGAGAUGAUCAGCGCCCCGCUGGGCGACUUCCGCCACACCAUGCACGUGGGCCGGGCUGGGGACGCCUUUGGGGACACCUCCUUCCUCAACAGCAAGGCUGGGGAGCUGGACGGCGAGUCCGUGGACGAGCGGGCCUCCUCCUCCUCCUCCUCCAAACGCAGCCUCCUGUCCCGGAAGUUCCGGGGCAGCAAGCGGUCGCAGUCGGUGACCCGGGGGGACCGGGAGCAGAGGGACACGCUGGGCUCCCUGCGGGACUCGGCCCUCUUCGUCAAGAACGCCAUGUCCCUGCCCCAGCUGAACGAGAAGGAGGCCGCGGAGAAGGGCCCAAGCAAGCUGCCCAAGAGCCUGUCGUCCAGCCCUGUGAAGAAGGCCACCGGGGAGGGCGGCCCGGAGGAUGCGGUGCCUCGGAGGAACGGGGCCACUGCCCCCCUCUCCCCAGACCCCCUCCUCGAUGAGCAGGCCUUCGGGGACCUGACGGAUCUGCCCGCGGUGCCCAAGGCCAGCUUCGGGCUGAAGCACGCCGAGUCCAUCAUGUCCUUCCACAUCGACCUGGGGCCCUCCAUGCUGGGCGACGUCCUGAGCAUCAUGGACAAGGAGGAGUGGGCACCAGAGGAGGAGGAUGGCGGUUACCAUGGUGAUGAGGACCGAGCAGGCAGCCCCACCCAGGCUCCCCUGAUGGUGGCGGCGGCCCCUCCCCUGGCGAGGCAGGAAGGUGAGGGGGGCCCGGACCUGCCCCCGCUGCCCUCCCGCGCCCUGCAGGAUGAGGGGUGGGCGGCGGCAGCCCCCAGCCCCGGCUCGGCCCGCAGUGUGGGCAGCCACACCACGCGGGACAGCAGCUCCCUGUCCAGCUGCACCUCGGGGGUCCUGGAGGAGCGCAGUCCCGCCUUCCGGGGGCCAGACCGGGCCCGGGCCACUCUGCCGAGGCAGCCGGACCCCGAGUUCUCCUUCAUGGACGAGGAGGAGGAGGACGAGAUCCGAGUGUGAGGCGGGCUGGAGGUGGGGGCUCUUGGCUUCGUCUCCUCCCUGCCCCCAGCUGCACGAGGUCAGCCAAGAGCCUGGCGGCAGGCCACAGACAGACCCUGGACCUCAUGUAUGAAGGCGUUGGCCGAGCCUGGGGGCCCACGGAGGACUUGGGGCUGACUCGGGUGCCUGACUUUUUUUGCACACCCUGCCCUGCUCGAGCUCGUAGGACGGGGCUGGGUUCUCGCAGCAGGAAUCCGCGUUCCUCUCCUGGCCUCCAGAGGAUGCCCGCCGUCAACCCGAGUCCCUGCCACGUGCAGCAGUAGCAGGGCAGCCAGGGGUGGCCCAGGGGCGCCAGAGCUAAGGACACUUGACCUGCCUCUUUUCUCCUGGCGUCCCUGUUGUGAAUAAAUGCGUGUGACAGGUCACACGUCCCGGCCGCUCGAUUCCUCCGUUCCUGGCUCCUGCACCGGGAGCCCCUCGGAGGAAAGGCGGACCGAGUGUGUACACUAAACGCGACCCCUUCCGGGGACGAGAACAGGAUGCAGAACGGAAGGAAGGCCCCGGGGCAUCUUGAAUUUUCAAGAGGGGGCCCUUCCAGGAUGACACUAGGACAGGCUGCAGCCCUCGCCCAGUCCCUCUGGGUUGGUUGUUCUUGUUGUGUUUAAAUCUUUCUAGAGCAAUACCAGGAAUGGUGUUUGUAGACCCACUACCAGAAGGAAAACAAAUCUUUUUAGAAAACCUUUAUACUAAGUGCUUCCGAGCUUUAUUUAGAACUCUAAGGGGUGGGGGGUCUGUGCGUGUCUGUCCUCCGCCCUCUCUCCCCCUUAGCUGUUAACAACCGCAGGCAGCCAGUGUAGAACAUUUCUGGAAAAUGCUUAUUUUUUAAAAAAUGUCAUUCCUAUGGGGGAUAAAAGCGCUCUUUUGACGGGUUCCCUCCCCCUCCCCCACCCCCACCUCUGGACUGACUACGUCCCCUCCCUUUCUCAGGCCUCUGCCAGCAGAACCCCCUUCCCCACUUCUGAGUCAACGGUCCUGAGGGUAGAGCUGCCAGAUGUAGCAACAAAACAAAACAAAGACCAGAAUGCCGAGCGAAAUUAGAAUUUCAGGCAUACAAAGGAUGAGUUUCCAGUGUAAGUGUGCCCUGUGCCAUACUUGGAACACACUCCUGCUAAAGAAUUUGUCGUCCUUCUGAAAUUCAGAUUCCUUAGAGCCCCGCCCAAGGGGGCUGAGUGGAGUUUGGGUGUGAGCCCCCAGGGUUUGGGGAUGCUGAUUUUCUGUCUGGGCAGCAGGCUGACUCGCCUCCCCCCUGCCCUUGUAGCCAAUGGAAGGAGGGGACGGACAGUACCUCCCUGGGCUCCAGCCGGCGGCGGGGGCGGGGCGGGGGCGGGGCCGCCCUAGACUCCCAGGUCGGAUUCAGACACUAGCUUCACUCUUGAAUCAGGUGCCCGUCGUGCAGCCCCGCCAGCUGCCCUUGGAACCCAUCUAGACAGUAGUCAGUCCCAGGUUCUAAACUGUAUAUUUUUUUUCCGUUAAAAUGUUAAAAGAACAAGGAAACAUUCAAAUAAAAAGCCCUACAGCAUG